AUGCUGAAGAACACGGCGAACAGAUCAAGAGGAAGAAGAAGAACAAGUAUAGAGGAUGCGGCAACGGCCUUUGUGGGAAAGUGGGCGGCUGAGAUUAGGGAUCCAGUGAAGGCUGUGAGGAAAUGGUUAGGGACUUUUGAUACUGCCGAGGAGGCGGCGAGAGCUUAUGAUUCUGCCGCCAUUAGGUUUCGGGGACCUCGGGCGAAGCUAAACUUUCCUUUUCCUGAAGGGUUGCAGGGUGAGGAGAGGAGGGAUGAAGAGGGGAUUUGGGAUGGGUUGCAGGAUUUGUUUACUUUGGAUAGUGGGAGUGGUUCUGGUUUCGAACUUGACCGGCCUCCUCCGGCGAGUUCUUCUUGA
Molecule: messenger RNA, 357 nt
Organism: Dioscorea cayenensis subsp. rotundata (Guinea yam)
Lineage: Eukaryota; Viridiplantae; Streptophyta; Magnoliopsida; Dioscoreales; Dioscoreaceae
Product: ethylene-responsive transcription factor ERF109-like
Exons: 1
Coding region: 1-357 (118 amino acids)
Biological process (GO): ethylene-activated signaling pathway; regulation of DNA-templated transcription
Molecular function (GO): DNA-binding transcription factor activity; DNA binding
Source: RefSeq, a predicted model, not a curated record